CUGGUGGGAAGGUUUAAAAGAAGCAAUUCAUCUAGUCUUUAGCCAACGGUCUGGCCGGUAGUAAACUCAAUCAGCGAUGACAUGUAAUUAAUCCUGGAAAUCGUUCCAGGAGUAAACCUGUCCUGUUCCUCCUGUAACAAAUGAAUAAAGUGAGGCUCAGAGAAGUUACAGGCUCUUGCCCGAGGUCACAUAGCUGUGCAGCGCAGCAUCCCGUAUUUGAAUCGCCUUUGUUUGGCUGCAACACCACAGUCAGUGCUAAAGAGGAUGGCGCCAAUCUCUCAAUUCCAGAGAAAACCGUGAAGAAAAUUAAUCUGUAAAACCCAAGCCAGGGAGAGGGGCUCCGGUGUGCGGGGGAAUUUGCAGACGCUCCCUGCUGGCGGGGACGGCACGACCUGUCCUUCAGUCCGGGACCUUCGGCUGGUCCCGCCGCGGCGAACGGGAGUGCUGGUGGAAGCCGAGGCGGUAGGACCUGCAGCUGCGGCUGAGACCCUGGCGGAAGCGCCAUGUCCGAGCCGCCCUCGCGGGGGGCCGAGCGCGACCUUUUCCGGGACACGUGGGUGCGGUACCUGGGCUACGCCAAUGAGGUGGGGGAGGCCUUCCGCUCCCUGGUGCCUUCUGCUGUCGUGUGGCUGAGCUAUGGCGUGUCCAGCUCCUACGUGCUGGCCGAUGCCAUUGACAAGGGCAAGAAAGCCAGAGAUGUGCCGGGCCCUGAGGCAGGCCGCAGCAGCAGGGUGACGGUGGCUGUGAUGGACACCUUCGUGUGGCAGGCGCUGGCCUCUGUGGCCAUCCCAGGCUUCACUAUCAAUCGCCUGUGUGCAGCCUCCCUGUACAUCCUGAGCACUGCCACCCGCUGGCCUCUGGCUGUCCGCAAGUGGACCACCACCGCACUGGGGCUGCUCGCCAUCCCCGUCAUCAUCCACCCCAUCGACAGGUCGGUGGACUUCCUCCUGGACUCCAGUCUGCGCAAGCUCUACCCCUCAGUGGAGAAGCCCAGCUCCUCCUGACCUGCCCCGCCAUCCUGGCCUGCGGGCCGGCCCAUUCCCUGCUCUGUUCCCACUCCCUCCUCCUGCCAGGAGAUGCAGAUACCUCGCUCUCUGGGGUCCGAAGCCCUGGCACCUGAGUGGGUUUAAGCUGGUCGGAACCCGAAAGACAAAGACCUCAGCGCAGCAGCUGCAGUGACUCACAGACAGGACUUGAACCCCGUCCGCUUCCUCGGAAUCGGUGAUACUGAGCCGGCCUGGACUCUGAGUGGGCCCAGCCCUGUCCCUUGACAGGACAGUAACAUCCUCCCAUGGAGGGUAAAGCACCUGAGGCCCAGACAAGGCAAGGAACACGGCCAAGAUCACUUAGCAAGCUGGGGACCCAGAACUCCCAAAGGCUCAGCCAGGUCAUGAUGGUGGAGCAGCAAGGCACUCGGAGAAACAUGGGAGUACACCUGUGGGGACCCUGAGGACGGAUUCUCUGCCCCUUCCUGGUGCAAGGCCUGCUGGGGCCUGGCUGGAAGGCAUGACAGCUCUCAGUCCAAUAAAUCCUCAAGAAGUUGA
This is a messenger RNA of Dama dama (fallow deer), 1544 nucleotides long. It is a transcript of the gene MTFP1, whose product is annotated as mitochondrial fission process 1. The record is from RefSeq and is a predicted model, not a curated record. Gene Ontology annotation, cellular component: mitochondrion. Gene Ontology annotation, biological process: mitochondrial fission. Lineage: Eukaryota; Metazoa; Chordata; Mammalia; Artiodactyla; Cervidae. The transcript is spliced from 4 exons. The coding region runs from base 504 to 1004 and encodes 166 amino acids.